Messenger RNA from Periconia digitata, 1656 nucleotides. The record is from the annotation of a GenBank genome assembly. Lineage: Eukaryota; Fungi; Ascomycota; Dothideomycetes; Pleosporales; Periconiaceae.
ACCCUCUAUUCCACAAUCGUCGACAUGGUUCUUCAAGAUUUAGGGCGGCGCAUUAAUGCCGCGGUCAACGACCUCACGAGGUCACCGAACCUCGACGAGAAGGCUUUCGAGUCCAUGGUCAAGGAGAUCUCCAGUGCCCUCCUCGAAGCCGAUGUUAAUGUCAAACUCGUAAUGAACCUCCGCAAUUCCAUCAAACGCUCCGUCGAUUUCAAGCAUCUCGCUCCCGGUGUGAACAAGAAACGCCUCGUGCAAAAAGCUGUGUUCGACGAGCUCGUCAAGCUCGUCGAUCCCCACGCAGAACCCUUCAAACCCCGGAAAGGCAAAUCCAAUGUUAUCAUGUUUGUUGGUCUCCAAGGUCACGGUAAAACGACCACGUGUACAAAGUUGGCGAGAUGGUACUCUGCAAGAGGGUUCAAGGCGUGUUUAGUCUGUGCGGAUACCUUCCGUGCCGGUGCUUUUGAUCAGCUAAAACAGAACGCGACCAAAGCAAAGAUUCCUUACUACGGUAGCCAUACACAGACAGAUCCGGUAGAAGUGGCUAGAGAGGGUGUCGAAAAGUUCAAGAAGGAAAGAUUCGAGAUCAUCAUUGUUGAUACAUCUGGCCGUCACAGGCAAGAACAGGAUCUUUUCGACGAGAUGGUUCAGAUCCAGGGCGCCGUCAAACCCGAUCAGACUAUCAUGGUUCUCGACUCUACCAUCGGACAGGCAGCAGAGGGACAUUCCCGCGCUUUCAAGGAGGCGGCAGACUUCGGAGCUAUAGUACUUACCAAGACAGAUGGUGCCGCUAUGGGUGGUGGUGCCAUUUCUGCCGUCGCUGCGACUCAUACGCCUAUCGUUUUCCUCGGUACCGGAGAGCACAUGCUCGAUUUCGAACGUUUCAAUCCACAAUCCUUCGUAUCAAAACUGCUGGGUAUGGGUGACAUCACUGGACUUGUGGAGCAUGUCCAGUCACUCAAGCUCGACCAAAAGGAUACCAUGAAGCAUAUUGCAUCCGGAAUCUUCACCAUCAAAGAUCUUCGCGACCAACUUUCUAAUAUAAUGAAGAUGGGUCCAUUGUCAAAAAUGGCCGGCAUGAUCCCUGGUCUGAGCAACAUCAUGGGAGGUAUGGACGACGAAGAAGGUAGCCUCAAGCUGAAGCGUAUGAUUUAUAUCUGCGACAGCAUGACGGAGAAGGAACUAGAAUCCGACGGCAAAAUGUUCGUUGAGCAACCCACGCGCAUGACGCGCAUCGCCCGCGGCUCCGGCACGUCAGUCCGCGAGAUCGAGGAACUCCUCACCCAGCACCGCAUGAUGGCCGGCAUGGCCAAGAAGAUGAAGGGAGGAAUGGCCAAUAUGCAAAAGGCGCAAGGCGCCAUGGGUGGUGGCAACAAGGCGCAACAAAUGGCCGCAAUGCAGAAACGCAUGGCUAGCAUGGGUGGUGCCGGCGGUAUGGGUGGAGGCAUGCCGGAUCUCGGUGCCAUGAUGAAGAUGCUCGGUGGUGGCGGUCGCGGAGGCGGCCCUGGCGCCGGUGGUAUGCCCGACAUGUCUGCUCUUGGCGGUAUGGGUGGGAUGGGCGGUAUGGAUAUGGCGAGUAUGAUGAAAAUGAUGGGUAAUAUGGGCAUGGGUGGUCCAGGUGGGGGUGCGCCAGGCCAGGGUGGUGGAAGGGGUAGGCGGUGA